Molecule: messenger RNA, 3471 nt
Organism: Astyanax mexicanus (Mexican tetra)
Lineage: Eukaryota; Metazoa; Chordata; Actinopteri; Characiformes; Acestrorhamphidae
Product: phospholipase B1, membrane-associated-like
Exons: 16
Coding region: 201-1460 (419 amino acids)
Biological process (GO): phospholipid metabolic process
Cellular component (GO): brush border membrane
Molecular function (GO): retinyl-palmitate esterase activity; phosphatidylcholine lysophospholipase A1 activity; A2-type glycerophospholipase activity
Source: RefSeq, a predicted model, not a curated record
UUUAAUCAGUAACUUUAGACUAUUUCAUCCUAUUAUCAGCUCUAAUGUUUAUCAUAUUGUACUUUGUCACGUUUCACGGUCAUUAAUUCUUCUUCUGAGUUAAAGAGAGGGUGAUGCUGAUAAACAGUGGCAGUAGAUGAGCGGCCCCUGAAGAGCACAUUCACAUUUCACCUGCAUGUUACACAAGGAGAUUCAGAAUCAUGAAGACUCUACUAUUGGCUGGGUUCACACUUGCUGUCCUGUGCUGUGUAAAAGGAAACUACUGGAAGGAAUAUGAAGAAGCUAUAAAACACUAUAGUGAGGAAGAGCUAAAUCAGGAGCACCCCGGGAAAAUUAGGCCCGAGGGCUACAAGCACCCUACGUUUAAGUGUCCAGACAUGAGCCCCUCUCCCAGCAUACCCACUUCAGUUGAACGAGUCAAAGCAGCGGACAUUAAGGUCAUUGCAGCUUUAGGGGACUCUCUAACUACUGCAAUCGCUGCUAAUGCUUCCACUUUUCUGGGAGUGCCAAUCGAGUAUCGCCACGUAUCUUUUAGUAUUGGGGGUCAUGGAUCAUACGAGGAUGUUAUCACUCUCGCAAACAUCGUGAAGCUUUUUAACCCGGACGUUCUGGGUCCGGCCCCUGUGUGGACUUUACAUAAUUACCCGAUAACGGUCAACGACACUGGCUUCAAUUUAGCCGUCACCGGACACAACACAGUAAAUUUCUCUAUACAGGCCAGAGACAUGAUCAACACCUUUAAAACCUACCCGGGCUUAAAUUUCAAAGAGGACUGGAAGUUGGUGACUAUCUUAAUUGGAAUGAAUGAUAUCUGUGACUACUGUAAGGAUAGAAAAUUGUUUACAGCUGACAACUUCAUCCACUACCUCACCCAGUCUCUAGACAUGAUGAUGAAUGAGGUUCCUCGACUGAUUGUGAACGUGGUGCAGAUUUUUACCAUGAAGCCUCUGAGAGAAGUAUCAAAACCAACCUUGGGCUGCUUACUUCAAAAGAGUUUCUGCUCCUGUUUGGUCUUGCCUGAUGAGAACUCUACAGAGCUGGCCGAGCUGGUAGAGCUCAACCUGGUAUUUCAGAGAAAGCUGGAGGAGCUCUUGAACAGUGAGCGCUUCUUUAAGGAGGAUUUUGCUGUGGUUCUUCAGCCAUUCGUCACCCAUGCCCAGCCACCAAGACUUCCGAAUGGCAAAAUUGACCUGAGCUUCUUCACUCCAGACUGCUUUCACUUCACCAUCAAGGGUCAUGAGGAGCUGGCCAAGGGCCUCUGGAACAACAUGUUUCAGCCUCCUGAUGCGAAGGAGAUGAUUGACACUUUCUCAGAACCAGUAACACUCAUCUGUCCGUCAGAGAAGCAUCCUUACAUCUACACCAGGCCCAAUGCUCUAUCCUCUGCAAGCUCUCUGCACAUUAUCUGGAGUCUGAUGACCCUCACAAUCCUCCUGACCAUAUGGAGCAACCUACACUAGACACCUUUGCUUUAAUACUGAUUUUAAAUACACAAAAAGUAAAGAAACUGUAUCAUAUAAUCACUAUUAUUUUCAAGCUAUAAUAUUACAUCGUGUUUAUUUACUUUUGACAGUACUUAUGAAGAUUAAACUAUAUUGUACUUAUAGUAUGUUGUAUACAGCUCUGGAAAAUAAGAGACCACUUCAUUUUCUGAAUCACCUUCUCUGAUUUUGUUAUUUAAAGGUUUAUGUUUGAGUAAAAUUAAUGUUGUUGAUUUAUUCUAUUAUUCUGUUAUUCUACUGACAACAUUUCACCCAAAUUCAAAUGUAAUUAUUGUCAUUUAGAGCAUUUAUUUGCAGAAAAUGAGAAACAGCUGAAUUAACAAAAAAGAUACAGAGCUUCUUCAAAUAAUGCAAAGAAAACAAAUUCAUAUUCAAAUUCAUAAAGUUUUAAGAGUUCAGGAAUCACUAUUAGGUGGAAUAACCCUGGUUUUUAAUCACAGUUUUUUUUCAUGCAUCUUGGCCUGUUCUCCUCCACCAGUCUUACACAUUGCUUUUGGGAAACUUUAUGCCACUCCUGGUACAAAAAUUCAAGCAGUUCAGCUCGGUUUGAUGGCUUGUGAUCAUCCAUCUUCCUCUUGAUUACAUUCCAGAGGUUUUCAAUUUGGUCAAAUCAAAGAAAAAACAUCAAGAGGUCUCUUGUUUUUUCCAGAGCUGUACAGAUGAUAUGUGCAUGUUUGUGUGUGUGUGUGUGUGUGUGUGGAAAUAAUGCACAUAGUUGUGUUAUUAUUAGUAAUGUAUUAAUGUGACUGCAAAACUCUUGUGGUAAAAACAGUGUCAGACAAAAGCAAUACAAUUUGUCUGUAAACAACUAGAUUUGGAACAAUUAAAAAAUAUAUAGAGUAUUUCAUGAUUUAUGCUUGUAAAUUAAUCCACACACGCCAUUUUUUUCUCAUUUGUUCUAAAUACUGUGUGUGGAGGAGCUUUUGGAUGUUAAGUAGCUUAUUUCUUUAUUGUAAUGAUGCUUCUUGGCAAUAAAUUGUAUACUAUUAGAAAGUCUGUUCAUUUCUCUUUUAAAUGUCUCCACAUUUGUAACAACAUGAAUGAGUACGUGGAUGCACCCAUGAAAUUUUCUCUGCCAAUGACUCAUUUGGUGUUUGAGGUUCUUCUUGGGACUUCCACUUUACAGCCUGUCUCUGAAAUUCCCUGUUAUAUGGAACUUGGUCUUUGUUUUAUAGAAGGUACCAGAGCUCACUCCGUAUAAAGCCUCUACUUUUGAUUUUGCAGAACAUCAGCUUAAAAUCUCACCGGCUCUAUCCAGAUCAGUAAAACAGGGAAUGCCCAUUUUUAGAGCAGACACCAUCUGACCACUGCAGCAGGGCCCAUGCUUACAGGUGCUGCCAAUCAGGUGCCAAUUAGGCAGGAAGCACAUGGGGUACUAGAAGCUCAAAACACGUGUCAUUAAUAACAGUAGAGUAAGCUGUCUGACAAGAGCAGAGAAGAUUUGGCAAAUGUUUAAUACUCAGCUCUACUGCUCAUCAAUCAAAAGCAUGUUCCUUACAAAUUUGAAACAUUUAAAAGGGAAAUUAUCAGGCUUUUCAACAGUAUAAGAUUUGUUGCCAAUAAUCAUUGUAUUUAUUAUAGCAUUAUAACUAUGUAUAGCAUGAUAGCACAACAUAGUAACACUAUAGCAAACACCUCAGCAAAAACUAAGCAACACCAACAGAUUCUGCAGGAACUGCGCUCUUAACUAGUCUAUAAAUCACCCCUUUAUUACUUUUUCACCCGUGUGGGUUGUAGUUGUGAUGGGAAGCAGAUGAGUGCAGGUGCUGAAACACGAAGCCUGACGCUGUACUUUGGUUCCAGUGGUCUUAUCACUCUCAGCUCCUGUCUUAUCAUCUCUGACUUUAAUUUCAGAAGAACACAAUCAGUAACUUCCCUUUAGUUCUUAGUGCUGGAGUAAAAUACAGACUUUCAGUGCUUAUCAGUACAACACACGUGUAAGGGUGCAGACUGUGGCUGGGCAACCUGC